ACUGGUACACGUCAGCAUGUUGAGCUGUCGCUCCAGCCAAUCAGUGUGAAGGAACCCGAGGCACGCGCAGCACAAACAAGGAAAUAGUCUGCGUCAGCGGUCCGCGGCUUUAUGUUUUACGGAGAUUAUUUAUGUUGGUCGGAUUUAAAGUUUGAUUGUAGAUCGCCGUACACACAAGUGUCCGUUUCCUUCCUCGUUCUAUGGAUUUUCUGCAGUUCCUGUCAUGCGCGUGCGUCGUCUUCACCGUCGGAAUGUUCUCCACGGGACUGACCGACUUGAUGAAAAUGAGAGCGACUGAGAGUGCAGACAACGUGCAGUUCCUGCCCUUUCUUACGACGUGCUUGAAUAAUCUAGGCUGGCUGUAUUAUGGCAUGUUAAAAAAGGACAGCACAUUGAUGAUUGUUAAUUUCAUCGGAGCCUCCUUACAGAGCCUGUAUAUCUUCACCUACUUCCGUUAUGCCAAAGAGAAGAGGCGUGUGCUCCUGCAAACGCUGGUGUUGGCGUGCGUGCUGUGUGUGGCCUGGGUGUAUUUCAGCAUGGUGGUCCCGCAGGGAGACACACAGCUCUCUCAGCUUGGUCUGGCCUGCAGUGUGUUCACCGUCAGCAUGUACCUGUCGCCGCUCACUGACCUGGUGGAGAUCGUUCGGACCCGCUCCGUGGAGCGCCUAUCCUUCCCACUCACUGUUGCUACGUUCUUCACCUCUACCUCCUGGACCCUGUAUGGCCUUCAGCUACAGGACUUCUACAUAAUGGUGCCCAACACGCCAGGAAUCGUAACGAGUCUCAUUCGCUUCUUUCUCUUCUGGCACUUCGGAGCCGUCAGUCGAGACAGUUUGCCUUACAGACUCAUCCAGACCUGAGACUUCUCCGUGCUCCUGGUCCAGUCUCACUCCCACACCCCUGCUCUCCCACCUAGGGUUCAUAGCUACUGCCGACGCGGACGUGCCAAAGAUCGUAAUUGCAGACGAAGCGCUCAAAGAGGCACGAGAGAGCGCGAGGCACGAGAGAGCGCGAGCCACUCGGAAAUUGAAACAACUCAGCCGUCAGUUUGGUGACGCACCCGUGAGACGGUGUGAUCGUGGAGCAGGGAGGACGGCCCAGAGACAUGGUGCGUGCUCCGUGGCAUUUCCGCGUCUGCAGUAGAUAUGAACCAGGCCUUACCAUUAACUUCCAGUCGUCUAGGGUGUGUGAAGUCUCACUAUCUAACACUAAUGGUGGGACUUUUUUUUUUUUUACCUUUUCCCUGAAAACAAGUCCUCACUUAGAAUAUCAGUUUCGGGGCUAUAUUUAACAUUUUCCCCCUGUGAUUGGUGCCAAUGUUUGGUGCCAGUUUCUUUUUGGUGCUAGUUUCUCUUUGGUGUCAGUUUCUGUUCUGUGUCUGUUUCUGUUUGGUACCAAUUUCUCUUACUCCACUCCCGCUACUGGGUUCUUGUGAAGCCAGUAGCCGCAUGCUCUACCGGAUGUCCGGAUAUGAAGUUUGAAUUUGCAGUUUUCCGGCGAAAGCCUGAGUCAAAGCGUAACACUUGAGUUUCCCUUUCCGUUGGGUCAGUGCUACUUUUCCCGUGCCACUGCAGGCAGACGGCACCAUGCCAGUGCUACGCUCAUAUAUAAUAUAAACUUUCUCUCAUUAGAUCAGUGACGGAAAGAUAAGGAAGGGAGAGAGAUAAACAGAGAGCGUUCCUGCAGGCUAACGUCGGAGACGGAUCCAACAGGCACUUGGCUCAGAUAUCUGUCCAGCUAAUCGCGACUUCCCGAUGCUCCCAUCCUUCCCAAGAUUCGCCUGUUUUCCACACAGGUUAAGGCAAUGGACAUUUCCGAGCCUGCAUGGAGUUCUCUCCACACGCAUGUACGGAGCGGCGGAUGGUCAUGCACUCUCCGGUCUGGCGUCCUCUCGUUGGGGUCCUGCUCUGCCCCACCCCUUGGCCUGAAGCAGCUUGUAAUGAGACUCGCUCUAAGCCCGGGGCAGGGCGGGGCGAGGCCGGGCAGCGCGGGGAGGCACUGGUAAAUCCGCACCUUGAUCCUGCAAGCGCGUGUCCCAUCCUGCAUCGCCAAACAUUGGGGGCCUGCUAUCCCCCUCAGCUCUUGGUUCUGCCCCAGUUUUUGAGUUGAUAAGCUUGUGCUGGGGAUCAGCCAGGUGUCAGAAAACAAUGUCGGUGUUGUUUUCGAAGCGUCCUCGCUGUAGCUGAGUCAGACAUGCGGGUUACUGUGAGCAAGCUCACAGGCUCAGCUCAGCCUCCGCUGGCCCUGCCAAGCUGCACGGGAGGGCCGACUGAGAGUCGACUGAUUCCCCAAGAAUGGCCCCGCAGUGAGAGUCAGCGCCCCACCAGAUAAACGAGGGCGUGCCAGUAGCAGCUCUCCUUCCUGUGUAAACAAAAACUUCUCCAGGGAAGAGCAGCGACUGACCGACCUGUGAUGAGCACAGACGCUGCAGAGAGUAGCAACUACUACUCGUCCCCGAGCAUGUGAGACCGGACGACGACCAAUCAGGGACUGGUUAGAGAGUGUGAGCGCGGACGACGACCAAUCAGGGACUGGUUAGAGAGUGCGAGAGUGGACGACGACCAAUCAGGGACUGGUUAGAGAGUGCGAGAGCGGACGACGACCAAUCAGGGACUGGUUAGAGAGUGCGAGAGCGGACGACGACCAAUCAGGGACUGGUUAGAGAGUGCGAGAGCGGACGACGACCAAUCAGAGACUGGUUAGGCGUUUGAAGGCCUGUGUUUUCUUGAUCACACCAAAAAGACAAAAUGAAGAGUGGUUGUCUGUUAUGGUUUCAGCGUAGGCAGCUGUGCUCUGUAAGGCCAGUCGCUCCUAGUUCUCCAGCUGGGCUUUAAUGUAUUCAGUGUGGUACUACACCCCCUACUGGUUUUUAUUAUUAUUGUUAUUAUUAUUGUGUAUGAACAUUAAUCAUGUAUACACCAGUGCUACUGGUUGUCUUGUUUGUAAACACAUGAUCUUUAAUAGUGUUGGUAUUUAAUCCCAUCAACGGUACAUUGUAUGCCGCACAUCAGUGGGAAUUACAGGGAAGUUUUUCGGUUUUGAACACAAACGUGUACAUAAUAAAGUUUCAUUAAUACACA
Molecule: messenger RNA, 3080 nt
Organism: Electrophorus electricus (electric eel)
Lineage: Eukaryota; Metazoa; Chordata; Actinopteri; Gymnotiformes; Gymnotidae
Gene: slc50a1
Product: solute carrier family 50 member 1
Biological process (GO): carbohydrate transport
Cellular component (GO): membrane
Molecular function (GO): sugar transmembrane transporter activity
Source: RefSeq, a predicted model, not a curated record